Molecule: messenger RNA, 1321 nt
Organism: Peromyscus californicus insignis
Lineage: Eukaryota; Metazoa; Chordata; Mammalia; Rodentia; Cricetidae
Gene: Rab3a
Product: RAB3A, member RAS oncogene family
Exons: 5
Coding region: 165-827 (220 amino acids)
Biological process (GO): regulation of synaptic vesicle fusion to presynaptic active zone membrane; axonogenesis; maintenance of presynaptic active zone structure
Cellular component (GO): synaptic vesicle membrane; plasma membrane; axon
Molecular function (GO): GTP binding; GTPase activity
Source: RefSeq, a predicted model, not a curated record
CUUUGCAGGACGUCAGCGAAGACUGCAGGGGCCUGAGCCUCCGCCGCCGCCUGCAGCCCCGCCGCCGCUCCUGGGGCCCGGUCGCCGGAGCAGUCGCCAGGGUCGCCGCCGUCAGCGUCGUCUCAGCUCGGAGCGGGCAAGGCCCUCUGCGCCCCGCCCUGCAGAUGGCAUCGGCCACAGACUCGCGCUAUGGGCAGAAGGAGUCCUCCGACCAGAACUUCGACUAUAUGUUCAAGAUCCUGAUCAUCGGGAACAGCAGCGUGGGUAAAACCUCCUUCCUCUUCCGCUACGCGGAAGACUCCUUCACGCCGGCCUUCGUCAGCACGGUCGGCAUAGACUUCAAGGUCAAGACAAUCUACCGCAACGACAAGAGGAUCAAACUGCAGAUCUGGGACACAGCAGGGCAAGAGCGGUACCGCACCAUCACCACAGCCUAUUACCGGGGCGCCAUGGGUUUCAUCCUAAUGUAUGACAUCACCAACGAGGAAUCCUUCAAUGCGGUGCAGGACUGGUCGACUCAGAUUAAAACGUACUCCUGGGACAACGCCCAGGUACUGCUGGUGGGGAACAAGUGUGACAUGGAGGACGAGCGGGUGGUGUCGUCGGAACGUGGUCGGCAGCUCGCCGACCACCUGGGGUUUGAGUUCUUUGAGGCUAGCGCCAAGGACAACAUUAAUGUCAAGCAGACCUUUGAACGUCUGGUGGAUGUGAUCUGUGAGAAGAUGUCGGAGUCGCUGGAUACUGCUGACCCCGCGGUCACAGGCGCCAAGCAGGGCCCGCAGCUCACCGACCAACAGGCACCUCCUCACCAGGAUUGUGCCUGCUGAGCACCCCCACACCAGGGGCAAGUCCCCCAUCCCAUCACCCUAUUUAUUAUCGUAGCUAUUUAUUUAUUUAUUGAGGAUGCUCCCUGGGCGCGUCCCCACCCCCGCUCUGCUGUGGUGUGCUGUAUAGCCCCUGCUCCCCACCCCUUAAGACACCCCCCUUUUUGGUUUCGUAAGCCACCCAUCCACAGUUGUCGGUCAUGAAGAGGGACCAGAUAUCACUGCAAAGCAGGCUGGUAGGCUCAUGGGAGAUGACGGGGCCUGCCAGCUCCGAGGCGGGGGGACUGCCAUGUGGACCACUGGGUCGACAGGCUGGCAUCCUGCUGGCCUGGGCCUUCUGCCCCGGGCUCCUUUAUCUUUGGGAUGGAUAGGAUGCGGGGAAUAUGUUCACUCUCACUCCUUGGGAAAUCCCCAACUUGUUCUGACGUCAUGAGUGUCCCCCACUCCCCUAGAAGUUAUCAACACUACACACCGUUCAAUAAAGCGAAUGGACCUUG